AGUUCCUUCUUUAUUCCUCAGAAAAUCUCAGUAACCAGAGAGGCUUCUGCAUUUCAAAGAAGAAACGUAAUAGGAAAACUCAACCAUAAUAAUUCAACAAAAGGUAUCAGUUAGAAUAUGUCUAUAGCUUCAUCCCAACAAAGCUUCCUUACCAACGCCCUUACCUCACUAAUUCAAAAGCCCAAAACAAAGCUACCAAUUAUUAAUAGUAUCUCCACCGUCUCAUGUAGGCAAUUACAAGAUGACCAUAAUGAUUCUCGCAGGGGAGGAAAUGAGAAUCAACUGGCAAAGUUAGCAAUAGUGACAUUGGCUGCUGGUGUGCUUACACUUGGUUCUGUUGGUGAUGCAUCAGCUGCCAAAUCUGGUGGUAGAGUUGGUGGUCAAGCUUUCAGGUCAUCAACUCCUAGGUCAUCCCCUAGAAUUAAUAAUAGCUCGAGGACCAACAUUUACGUCAAUCCACCAAUAGCUCCACCUUUAGUGGGUGGUUAUGGGUAUGGUUAUGGUGUGCCAUUCUAUGGUGGUUGGGGCUGGUCGCCAUUUUCGUUCUUUGCACCAGGUCCUAGUGUUGCUAUUGGCAUCGGAGGCGGCUUUGAUACUUUGGUGCUCUUCGUGGUUAUUGGUGCUAUUGCCGCAGUGAUCAGGAAAUUCAUUGGAUCAAGAGAUGAAGAUGAGUACCAGUAAUGGGAAAAAACUAAGUUUUCUUUAUAUUAUCAAACAGUAGGUGUAAAAUGUUUUUUAAGUGACCAUAACACGUUCUAAGCUGGUCAUUGUUGUAAUUCAGAAUAUUAUUGUAACAUGUACCAUGUAAUGUAAGUAUGAUAAUAUAGAAAAAAACUUUGAACAGUUCUGCUAGUCAUAUCAGUCAAACUUGUGUUUAUGAGAA
This is a messenger RNA of Jatropha curcas, 883 nucleotides long. RefSeq lists its product as uncharacterized. Lineage: Eukaryota; Viridiplantae; Streptophyta; Magnoliopsida; Malpighiales; Euphorbiaceae. The record is from RefSeq and is a predicted model, not a curated record.